Messenger RNA from Amblyraja radiata (thorny skate), 1569 nucleotides. It is a transcript of the gene vstm2la, whose product is annotated as V-set and transmembrane domain containing 2 like a. Gene Ontology annotation, cellular component: membrane. The record is from RefSeq and is a predicted model, not a curated record. NCBI's taxonomy places the organism in Eukaryota, Metazoa, Chordata, Chondrichthyes, Rajiformes, Rajidae. Bases 161 to 814 code for a protein of 217 amino acids. The transcript has 4 exons.
GCGCCUCCUCCGCCACAUCAGCAAGUAACCGCAGAAGCGUCAGCUCCCGGACAGCGGCUCGCAGCAGAGCGGCAGCGGCAGCGGCAGCUUCGUGCAGAGCUUAUCCCAGACCCGGCUCCGGAUUUCCGACCGAUGUGAGAUACAGAGCGUCGCAGGCAAGAUGGGGAUGUUUGGAGUGAUUAUAGGAGCUUUGCAUUACCUUGGGCUCUAUGCACAACUCUCCGUGUCUUCACAAGCUCUAUUCACUGAGGUCCCCCGUGAUGCCACAGCCAGGGCCGGUCAGGAUGUGGAGAUGGCCUGUGCUUUUCGAGGGAGUGGCUCACCCGCCUACUCAUUGGAGAUUCAAUGGUGGUACAUUCGUAACUCCAAGGACUGGACUGACAAACAGGCAUGGAACUCCCACCAGAUGAAAGUUCCUGCUCAUGAGGAAUCCACAAAGGAUGCAACAAAAAUAAGCGCUGUGAAGGUGGUUGGAAGCAAUAUCUCUCACAAGCUACGGUUAUCCAAUAUAAAGAUUACAGAUGAAGGCACUUAUGAAUGCCGAGUGACUGAUUACAGUGAGGGCAAACCCAGGCAUCACAAAGCCAAAGCCUACCUGAAAGUCAAACAUGAGAUGCCAUCACAUGGAGCCUCCGCGCACAUGCAGGAUACCAAGGUUCGAGGAAUCGAAGGGACUCACACAAAUCAUAUUGCUAAAUCCUCGUCCUAUUCCACCAGCCCUCAAACAGUCCGGGCUAUAAAGGAAGGAGGGCUGGAGAAUGACUGUGAACAGAACGAUCAGUCUCUUGAUAGUGAUCGUAUCCACUGUGCUUAGCUGAAUAAGCAUUUGAGGGAAGUCAAGUGUUUGUAAAUUGUAUAGAAGGAGUGCAUGACCACCUUCAUUGUGGGAAUAUUCUGGCAAAAUAAAAUCUCCAAAACUGUAGUUAAAGUUGAAACCCCAUGUUGAAAUAAUUUCCUUAUUUGAUAUGUCUAAGAUUAUUGGAAGUAAAUUAUUGAUUUCAUUACAUCCGAGCGGAUGUUAAUAUGUGCUAAGUAUCCUAUAUAGAAACAUUUAUCUACCUAAUAGUUCAAUAGAGACAAACUCAGAUCAACUUUUCUUCUGGGCUUUUCCAAGCAGUUCAGAAUAAUGUUAAGAAAUCUUUUAUUUUCAAAUUGCCAUAGAACAGUUAUUCAACAUUAGAAGCCUUUAUUUCAGAAUCUCUCAUCAUUUAGCAAUUGAAACCCUAUUUUACUCAACAAACCAAGAACUAUUCCAUCUUCUAACAAGACAAAAACAUUAUCACAACUCAUGAAUAUCAACCAUUGCCUAUCAAUUCUAGUCCGUGCAUUAAGAACGUCCAACUCAUUCUUUUUGCAAGAACUUACUAUCAAUAAGGACUAUCCCAAGUAUGUCUUGAUUUUAAAUGUUUAACAUCAGUAUACAGUGUCCCAAAAAAUUAUUUUAAUUAGAUCUAAAAUAUCCAGCUUAACUGAGUCUUAAAUUCCCCAAUAAAUUUUCUUGUUCUUCCUCAUGUCAAUCCACUGUAUUUAAUAACCUGAGUUGGAUGAUCAGCCAUGAUCAUAUUGAAU